Vitis vinifera (wine grape) is the source of this 1939-nucleotide messenger RNA. RefSeq lists its product as uncharacterized. Gene Ontology annotation, molecular function: manganese ion binding; metalloaminopeptidase activity. The transcript is spliced from 16 exons. Bases 112 to 1641 code for a protein of 509 amino acids. The record is from RefSeq and is a predicted model, not a curated record. Lineage: Eukaryota; Viridiplantae; Streptophyta; Magnoliopsida; Vitales; Vitaceae.
UCUAAUUUUUAUAUUAGAAACGGAUUAUGCCAGACUCUGGUCGACCCGAUCCGUUCUCCCGGCACACAGCCAAGGGUCCCAGAGUAUACAUUCGUCUCUUGUCAUCAGUCGAUGGAGAGUCACAGAGAAGCAAAUUCCAUGGCGUCGUCAUCUCUCACACCUCCAGAAGUGCCAAUGGAGCUCCACGCCAUCAACCGAGGCAAACUCGUUAAAUCUCUCCUCCAACACCUCACUGAGUCAACUCAUCCUCUCCACGGCUUCGUUCUUCUCCAGGGAGGCGAGGAGCAAACGCGGCACGACACCGAUCACGCCGAACUAUUUAGGCAAGAAAGCUAUUUUGCAUACUUGUUUGGCGUCAGAGAGCCUGGUUUCUAUGGUGCUAUUGACAUUGCAACGGGGAAAUCUAUUCUGUUUGCUCCUAGGUUGCCUGCCGAGUAUGCUGUUUGGUUGGGAGAAAUAAAACCUUUAUCAUACUUUAAGGAAAGAUACAUGGUUAGCAAGGUCUGCUAUACUGAUGAGAUUGCAGGAGUUUUGCAUGAUGAGUACAAGGAACAGGGAAAACCUUUGUUGUUUCUUUUGCACGGGCUUAACACUGACAGCAAUAACUUCUCAAAACCAGCAGAGUUUGAGGGAAUAGAGAAGUUCAAGACAGAUUUAAAUACUUUGCAUCCUAUUCUAGCCGAAUGUCGUGUUUUUAAGUCAGACCUAGAGCUCGCUCUCAUCCAGUAUGCCAACGAUAUAAGUUCUGAAGCUCAUGUUGAGGUUAUGAGAAAAACAACAGUUGGCAUGAAAGAGUAUCAGUUGGAAAGCAUGUUUCUUCACCACACUUACAUGUAUGGAGGAUGUAGGCACUGCUCAUACACAUGUAUUUGUGCAACUGGGGGAAAUAGUGCUGUUCUUCAUUAUGGGCAUGCAGCAGCUCCAAAUGACAGGACCUUUGAAGACGGAGAUAUGGCAUUGCUUGAUAUGGGAGCUGAAUAUCAUUUUUAUGGUUCUGAUAUAACUUGUUCAUUCCCCGUGAAUGGGAAGUUUACAAGUGAUCAGCGCCUUAUCUAUAAUGCUGUCCUUCAGGCUCACAACACAGUAAUAUCUGCAAUGAAACCUGGAGUUAACUGGAUAGACAUGCACAAGUUAGCAGAGAAAAUUAUUCUCGACUCCUUGAAAAAAGGGUGCAUUGUUGUUGGUGAUGUUGAUGAUAUGAUGGUUAAGCGAUUGGGUGCUGUUUUCAUGCCUCAUGGUCUUGGUCACUUCCUGGGUAUUGACACUCAUGAUACGGGAGGCUACUUAGAGGGAUUAGAAAGACCAAAAGAACCUGGAUUGAAGUCUCUGCGCACAGUUAGAGAUCUGCAGGAAGGCAUGGUGAUAACAGUGGAGCCUGGAUGCUACUUUAUUGAUGCAUUGUUGGCUCCAGCAAUGGAAAAUUCGGAAACUUCCAAGUUCUUUAAUCAUGAAAUAAUUGGCAGAUUUAAAAGUUUUGGUGGAGUUCGAAUUGAAAGCGAUGUGCAUGUUACUUCCAAUGGUUGCAAGAACAUGACGAACGUCCCUCGGGAGACAUGGGAGAUUGAAGCCGUAAUGGCAGGAUCACCAUGGCCGCUUGACAAGUCCUCUAUUCAUUCAGAAAAUGGCAGAGAGGGCAAGUAAUUCAGCACCCAGCGUCCUUGAUGACCUAACUGGCUCUCCAGAAAAUGUUGACUGUAUAUGAGCGACUUCUCUUUUGAAGCAUCAGUUACAAAUCUUUCAGCUGCCCAGCUGAAUCAAACCCUCUCAAACACCUGAAAAUAUUGCAACAAAUUACUAAAAAAGCAAUAUUUAUAAAUAAUUGCUUUUAUAGUAUAUGCUUUAAGCCUUUUAAGUUUUAACACAUUCACUAACAUAGAAUUUGUUUUUAUUUUCAAUGGUAAAUUAUAAAAAUCAUUAUUCUCUCGAUUUAUUCCCUAAA